UCACAUUUAGCUUUUGCUGAAUUUGAUAUUCAAUUCCUUUAUUCAUUUUUUUGUCAUGUUAUGCACUUGAUAUGCCAAACUUCACCAUAGAAAGAGGAUGUUUGUGUUGCAAAACUCUUUUAGUUCCCUUCAGAGCAGCAGCUGCACAAGCAUAAUAUUCACAGAAAUCAGAGACUUUACAGCUUCACAAAAAGAAAAUGAUUAUCAUGCGAUUAGGAGUUAUUUUCCUUUGUCAGGUAUUUUUGUGUGGAUUAGCGGAGUCGCCAUGCACACCUGGAUUUGAUUCGGUGGUUAAAGUGAACAGUGAUCAUCUUCCCAAAGAGAAAAGACCCGGAAGAGUAACCCUCAAUGAAGGAAGAUCGAGAGCAGUUUUUCAGUCAUCCGACAAGCGGUUCAGAGUUGAAGGUGCUGCUGCUCACCAUCAUGAGGAUCAUCAUAUGGAUACCACGAUGAAAUCUUUCCAUGAUGAUUUGAUCGUGAGGUUUCCAAGGUCUUCAGCAGGUCUAAAGAGAGUAAAGAGAGGUUGGGUUAUUCCACCGUUGCUAGAAUCUGAAAACAAAAAUGGUCCUUUCCCACAAUUUCUGGCUCAGAUCAAGUCUGAUUUUGCUCCUGAAGUUACUUUGACAUACAGUAUCACAGGUGAAGGAGCAGAUCAGCCACCUGUGGGUCUUUUCACAUGCGAUAGACCGUCAGGAUCUAUUUAUGUGACGCAGCCCCUCGACAGAGAGAAAAAAGCUUCAUAUAAACUCAUUGCUCAUGCUGUUGGAGGAGGAGGCGUAAGGGAGAAGUCAAUGGAAAUCAUUAUUGGUGUGAUUGACCAAAAUGAUAAUAAACCUCAGUUUAUUCAAAAUCCUUUUAAUGGAAAUGUUCCUGAAGCUGCUCCUAGAGAUUAUGAGUUUAUGACGGUCACAGCCACUGAUGCAGAUGAUCCAAAUACUGAUAAUGCUGAAGUCAGAUACAAAAUUAUCAGCCAAGAUCCACCAUCACCAAAUCCAAAUAUGUUUGACAUCAAUCCUGUAACUGGAGGGAUUUGUGUGAUCGGUUCAGGCCUGGAUAGAAAGAAAUGGUCCAAAUAUACUUUGGUUCUUGAAGCUGCAAACAUGAACGUAGAAGGUUAUACAACGACCAGCACAGCUGUUAUUACGGUCACUGACAGCAAUGAUAACACACCUCAAUUUGAGCAAGACACGUACACUGUAUCUGUCCCAGAGAAUCAAGUUGGAGUUGAAGUGGCCAAACUCACAGUUACUGAUGAUGAUGAACCUGGAUCACCUGCCUGGUCAACCAAGUAUAAGAUUAUCAGUGGUGACAAAUUAGGAGUUUUUAAUAUCAGUACUGGACCCAGUCAGCUGGAGGGAAUCAUCACCACUGUGAAGCCGCUGGACUACGAGAAGAUCAAGCAGUACACUUUGUCUGUGAUUGUUGAAAAUGAUCAUCCGUUUGUCGGCUCUUUGCCCACCUCCACCGCCACAGUCACUGUCAAUGUUGAGGAUGUGAACGAGCCUCCGGUGUUUAAUCCAAAGGAGAUGCUCAUUACUAAACAUGAAGAUGUUCCUGUUGGUAGUGACUUGGUUGCUUUUACAGCCACUGAUCCAGACACUGAAAGAUCACAGAAGUUAACGUACAGAAUCGGCAGUGAUCCCGCUGGCUUUCUCAGUGUCGUUGAAGAUACAGGAAUGAUCAAAGUCAAGGAACUUAUGGACAGAGAAUCUAAAGAAGUCAAAGAUGGCAAAUACACAGCCAUCAUUCUGGCCGUUGAUAAUGACGAAACCGCUAGAGCGACCGGCACAGGAACCCUGAUCAUUGAGCUGGAGGAUGUGAAUGAUAACGCUCCCUAUAUUAAUGAAAGAGAAAUAAAGAUCUGUAAUCAAGAGGCACCUCCAGUCCUCCUCUCCAUCACUGAUAAAUAUUUGCAUCCCAACGCUGGACCCUUUAGUGUUGAAACUCAGGGAGACACGAGGAAAUAUUGGACUGCCAGAAUGAAUAGUUCAGGAACCGGCAUUGAGCUGAUCCUUAACACUAUGCUGAUGCCUGGCGUCUACAAUGUAAUCCUGAGAGUUUUCAAUAAGCAGAAGCUGAAUCAGGACAACUCGCUUAAAGCCACCGUGUGUAACUGCAAGGGUGAAAGUGUUGUGUGCAGUGAGACGCGGGUGGCUGGGUUGUCGUUGUCUGGAGUUGUUAGAAUCAUCUGCACCAUCUUUGCUCUGCUGUCUAUUUCCUAUCUAUUGGUACUUUUUAUGAGACAACAGAUUUGUCUUGGUCAAGGCGGUGUCUAAUUUUCUUUUAACUUAUUUGUCUACUUUUUAAAACAAAUGUGUUAAAAUAACACAUCUUGUGUCUAGUUAAGGAUAACACAUCUAAUGUGUUGUCCUUAACUUAACACAUCUCUGUGUUAUUUUUGGAACAACACACUUUGUGUUUUAUAUAAUAUGUUUUAUAUAAUAAUAUAAAAUACAAAUGGGGGGGUUGCAUCUU
Molecule: messenger RNA, 2475 nt
Organism: Misgurnus anguillicaudatus (oriental weatherfish)
Lineage: Eukaryota; Metazoa; Chordata; Actinopteri; Cypriniformes; Cobitidae
Source: RefSeq, a predicted model, not a curated record